This is a messenger RNA of Rotaria sp. Silwood1, 273 nucleotides long. Lineage: Eukaryota; Metazoa; Rotifera; Eurotatoria; Philodinida; Philodinidae. The record is from the annotation of a GenBank genome assembly.
AUGGCAUCAACAUUGAAAAUUACACGUAUUGAAACAGGAGAAACAAAUGAAUCAAGUUUAGCAUCACUUGAUUUUGCUCAUACUAAUCACUAUUUGAUUCAAGCAAAAGUCAACAAUCAAUUCAACUUGCUCCAACAAUUCGUUCAAAAUGAAAAAGAUAUUUUAAAAAUUGCAUCAUUUGAUCAAAGUAUUGGUACACUUGUUUAUGUUGUUUGUAGUAUUGCAACACUUUACACAUCGGAUUUUGAUACUAUGACUAAUUUAAGAGAUUGA